Messenger RNA from Balaenoptera musculus (blue whale), 2781 nucleotides. It is a transcript of the gene KCNE4, whose product is annotated as potassium voltage-gated channel subfamily E regulatory subunit 4. Gene Ontology annotation, molecular function: potassium channel regulator activity; transmembrane transporter binding; delayed rectifier potassium channel activity. The transcript has 3 exons. NCBI's taxonomy places the organism in Eukaryota, Metazoa, Chordata, Mammalia, Artiodactyla, Balaenopteridae. The record is from RefSeq and is a predicted model, not a curated record. Gene Ontology annotation, biological process: potassium ion export across plasma membrane; negative regulation of delayed rectifier potassium channel activity; ventricular cardiac muscle cell action potential. Bases 284 to 796 code for a protein of 170 amino acids. Gene Ontology annotation, cellular component: membrane.
UUGGAGGGAUGGCCAGUCAAGGAAUUCUCUCUUCCCUGGACAGAAGUGGAUGGGUGAUCCAAGCUACACUGGGCGGCAGCGGAACUGUCAGAGCGCCGAGCCGCACACGGAGCAAGAAGUCUCUUGGACUUGACGAUCUAGGAAUUCAGGACUUGGGACAAAUUUGCCAGCCCUUGUUCCACAGAUCUCGUGCUCGCCCUCUUCCCGGUACUGUGGCCGCCCCGUGGGAGAGUUCUAACCUGCACGUUUCUCCCCAGACCCUGGCUGUGUGAGCAGAGCUUCAAUGCUGAAGAUGGAGCCUCUGAACAGCACGCAUGCCAGCACCGUAGCCCCCAGCGGCCCCCUCGAGUCCCAUGUGCCGGGCAGUGGCAGCGGCAACGGCAACGAAUACUUCUACGUUCUGGUGGUCAUGUCCUUCUACGGCAUUUUCUUGAUUGGAAUCAUGCUGGGCUACGUGAAAUCCAAGAGGCGGGAGAAGAAAUCCAGCCUCCUGCUGCUGUACAAAGACGAAGAGAGGCUCUGGGGGGAGGCCAUGAAGCCGCUGCCCACCGCGUCCGGCCUGAGGGCGGUGCAGGUGCCCACGAUGCUGAACGCGCUGCAGGAGAGCGUGGCGCCCGCGCUGUCCUGCACGCUCUGCUCCGUGGAAGGAGACAGCGUGAGCUCCGAGUCCUCCUCGCCCGACGUGCACCUCACCAUCCAGGAGGAGGGGGCGGACGACGAGCUGGAGGAGACUUCGGAGACGCCCCUCAACGAAAGCAGCGAAGGCUCCUCGGAGAACAUCCACCAGAAUUCCUAGCACCCCUAGGACUUCUGGAGGUGGCCCCAUCAGCCAGCACCCUUAGAGCGAGGGAGGGCACUUUUCGUGUCUGGUUUCACCUUUGCAGGGCAACUGCCACUUUCAGGAGACCCUCGGCAAGCCCCUGAAUUGGGGGGGGGGGAUGGGGGACAAGGCUCAGGCGGAGACAGCAGCAGUCCACGACGCGCCACCGAAAAAGCCCUGAAGAUGUGCAGUGUGUACCUUUCCUUGGGAUCUGGGGGUCGGGGUACCUGUGCAGAAUUGGGCAGGUUGAUGUGCUUGCGGUUGUUUCCUCACGGGAUGCCCUGGGUAACACCUGCAGCAUCUGCCCACUCCCAGGGCUGCCAAAUGCCUAGGGCAUCCUGAGGGACUAGUUUCGAUUUGACAAUUUGCCUAGAGCUUUGUUCUUCUACAUCUGAUUGGCUGUAAGUACCUCUAAUGUGAACCUGUGGUUUCAGUUCCCCCUCGGGUUACAGAGCUUCUCUUAGAGGUCUUUUGGGUUAGAGGGGGGAUAUUUGACAGAGGACUUUUGAUGGGAGGAAGCUGGAGAUCUGAAUCUGGUCCAUUUGCGUUCUGUAAGGAAAAAAUAGGCAAUUUUUAAACCUGUUAAUGUUGGCUGGGAUUAUAAGACUAAUCUGCUAUUUUGACCCUUUGUCUAACCUGUGACUUUGAACUCUGAUCUGGGACCAUCCAGCAUCACAUGCUGACAUGACAUUGUUUUUGCUUGGAAGGGCUUCCCCAGAAUCUAACCUGCACUCCGAAUGGCCAUGCAAGGAAGCUUCCCAAUCUUUCCAGAAGGGGUGAUGGUGAGGUUGAACAAACCCAAACCGUUAGCUCCGCUGCUACUUUUUUUCCCAGCCCAGUUUUCUGAGCUGGGAGAGGAUAUAAUGUGGGCCUCCACAACAUGGCAUUUCGUCACGUAGCUGAGACUUAGAAGGGCAUACUCCGGUGAGAUUGUGCAGAGCUGGGGUCCAGGUUCUCUGUUUCUUAAUCCCAAGCCCCGAAUCUGAUUUGCUGUGUGGUCCUGGGCAUGUCAUCAAGCGGCUUACUGCCUUCCUGAGACUCCUGGUGAUCUAGAUCCCCAGAGGGCUGGGAGGAUGUCUUUAGAUUUUAAGACUCUGUGAUAAAUCCUACAUGGCCUGGUGUGAGGAAGUUUGGACAAAAUAUUUCCCCCUUGGCCAGUUCGUCUGAAAAAGGAUCUGCUUACUUAAAGGGGCAGUUGGAGACUGAGAACACAUGUAGCUGGGAAAUCCAGGGUGAAUCACUAACCAAUCCCUGCUGUCACUUUCCCAGCAGUGAAUCAAAGAGGCAGAUACCACAUUUUACUCUGCAGGGCUGUCUGGGUAGCGGACUAUUAACGCUCCAGUUAAGGGAAUGAGACAUCUAAGAGAAAAUGCUCAGGAAUGCUUGGUAAUGUUGCCCUGUAUUCCUGUGGUCAGUCGCUUUGCAGCAGACUCUUUAGGCCCUUGAAGACAAGGCAGAAGAGAAACACACCAAAAGGUCAAAUUUAAUUCCAGUAAAAACAAAAACUUUUUUUUUUUUUUUUUUUUUUUAAAUACGCUCUCCCCGGAUUGGAGACAGCAAUAACUACUGUUCCCAUGGAAGGGUUAACAGUGUAGGAGCUGGUUUAUCAGUUCGCCUUAACACAGUGCUAGAGGAAAUCUAUGUUUGGGGGAAAAAGGGCCCUCCGUUCACUUUAAAAUUCAGAGUGUGGAUUUACUCCAAAGGGGGCUGUUUAAGGUGAAAGAAGCCAAGUUAAGUUUGGCCCCUUGCCUGGAAUCACUUGAAUUCUGAAACUUUACUGCGAUGGACAUGUGCGUUGUCACAUUUUCCAUUGCUUAAUCCUGAAGUUUGGUGCAAGUCUAUCUGCGCCUAUUAAAAAGUGAUGUAUAUACUUCCUUCUUAUUCUAUUAAGUUGUAUAAAAUUGUCUUCUGUAUUUAACAGUUUGUAAUUUUCACAAUAUUUUUUAAUUUAAAUAAACACA